AAAAGGAAAACAAGUGAUUAGCAUACAAGUAAUUCUUCUAAAAAAAGAUCAAGUUAACAUACCAAUCACAUCGCUUCAAAAUGAAUGGAAUAAAUUGUGCAUUGCUACUUUUUGUGGUUAGCAAUUUAUUGGUACAGUGCGAAUGCGAUAACGUUACAACAAGAAGGGCACUCGCCGCUGUUGACAGCUACGUAAACCUUGGAACUGUUGGUACAUUUUCAGUUGGCUUUACUCAAACAGUCAUCAGUUUUUUGCUUGAAGAAUAUAUGAACCGUAAGUGUUACUCCUUAACAAUCAAGGUCUUAAACAAUAUGAAAGUACGAUCAUUUGUCAAACCUACGAUAUACCUACUGUAUGGAAAGACAGUAAGCCCUCCGAUGUUAUUUAUCAAUCCUAUAGAAAAUAAGCAAGGCGAUGCAGAAAUUUUUAAACACACAGAAAUUGUAAAAAUAGCUGGAGAUGACGAUCAGAUUAAAGGAUAUUUAUGCUACCAAGUCAAUACAAGUAGAACAACUAUAGAAGGAAAAAAAUUCUGUGUUGGUUUUGAUGUUGCGGAUAAAGACAACGAGUUCUAUGUCUUUACUGCAGAUUUUGAAACUAAUAUACGAAGUCAAUUAGAUUUUUUGCCAAUGAAGUCUGCAAGAGAAGAAGGACAAAGCAUGCAAGAAAACGAUAAGGAACUGAAAAUAAAAAUAUACACGCAGAUGACGACCGGUAAAAACGCACUCAUUUAUGUAAGAGUGGACAGCUUAAACGUCAUCAAAACGUAUCAGAGUGCUCUUGCCAAACGCGAGCUAACGCUACUUGGAUCAAUUGCUUUGGGAGCUGUCACUGGCAUAGCAGGAACCUUGGCACAAGCUGCUUAUAGAUAUUGUAAAAGUGUUUAUGGCACUGUUCUUGCUAUAGAAAAUUUAUCUAAGGACUCAGAUCCCUUUGUUUUAUACGAUCCAGAAUGGUACGCUCAGGAAGGAAUAAGUGUUGAAACAUUCAUUCCAUCAAAAGUAGAAGAAGGUCAAUCUAUGCAAGUUACUUUAACUUCGUCAAAAAAAAUUGUGGGUACAUCAGUAUUUGUGAUAUGUUUUAAAGUGCGAGGUGAAGAUCCAAAACAAACUAAACGUUUGGUGCUUGCAAUCUGGUGGCUCCCACUUGGGCAAGGAGGACAGAAAAAACGGUACUCUGUGUCAAUGAUGGCUUCCCGUGAUGCUAAAGAGAGUGUUAAGCCCUUGUUAAAAGAUUAUGCAAAAGUCAUCAAAAAUUAUCCAAAAGAUGAGAAAAAAGCGAAUCAAAAUAAUCCCAAAGCCAACGAUUAUUUAUAUUUUGGUGACAAGAAAAAUCGUGAAGCUAUUCGCUAUAUAUCUGUUGGAGGGGAUUAUUAUGAACAAGGUUAUAUUUUUUGGAAACUUCCUAUAGAUUGUGAGGGAAAAAAAGCAGGAGGAGGUCAAGUCAAAGUAAGAACCCUUAAACUAUUGACAGCAAUUGGAAAUGGAAAUAAGAAUAUGAUGGCCGUGAAAGUAUUUGGAACUUCGCAGACAGCAGCUGCAUAUGGUCCCAACGAUUGCUUCAUACCUGAACCUGUAGAUUAUGAAUAUACGGACGACCAGACACCUCUUCAAUAAGCAAUUUGCGGUGCAAAAUGUUCCCGUGGUGAUUCACAAAAUACUCUUACCAUUAUUAUUUUAAAAAAUUAUUUAAUCGGUGAUCAUAAAGAACUAAAUUGAAUUAAGAAAGUCUGCAUUUUUUGCUGUUUUCAUAAAACUCUUCAGCCUCUCUUAAUAAUGUACAUGGUUUAGCUUUAACCGUGCACUUUGUGCAAACAGCAAGUGUGAACUGGCUUCUUACCGUGAAAAACUUAUAAGGGGCGGUAUUUUUAGCCAGUAAAAAUAUUCGCAGGAGGUUGGGGGUGCAAGUUUUGAAAGUGCUUUUUGCUACACUGAAUGUAGCUUAUUGACCGCUGCUAAAUUAAUAUUAAAAAACCCAAUUAUAUAUAAUUGCAAACACGACCAAUAAGAUUUUGAGCAUUCC
Xenia sp. Carnegie-2017 is the source of this 2022-nucleotide messenger RNA. RefSeq lists its product as uncharacterized. The coding region runs from base 81 to 1616 and encodes 511 amino acids. The transcript has 4 exons. The record is from RefSeq and is a predicted model, not a curated record. Lineage: Eukaryota; Metazoa; Cnidaria; Anthozoa; Malacalcyonacea; Xeniidae.